Molecule: messenger RNA, 237 nt
Organism: Marchantia polymorpha subsp. ruderalis
Lineage: Eukaryota; Viridiplantae; Streptophyta; Marchantiopsida; Marchantiales; Marchantiaceae
Source: the annotation of a GenBank genome assembly
AUGAGCGAGUUUAGGACGGCGUGCCAAAUUCUUGUUUGGCUCGGACAGACACCUCAACUUUUGCACCGACAUGGAGGUUCUUACUGCCGCUCAUUCAUCUAUCUGUCUAAUGGAGCCCGACCUAAUGUGGCCACCAGCCCUGCCCCACUGCUGCUCCCAAGCCAGGGCAGCAAGGUCACUAUUCUCUCCCAGCUUUCUCGCCGGAUCGAAGGGCGCCACCGGACCUCUGGCCAGUAG